Molecule: messenger RNA, 1927 nt
Organism: Umbelopsis ramanniana AG
Lineage: Eukaryota; Fungi; Mucoromycota; Umbelopsidomycetes; Umbelopsidales; Umbelopsidaceae
Exons: 4
Coding region: 124-1881 (585 amino acids)
Source: RefSeq, a predicted model, not a curated record
GAUCUUGCUUAUUAUUUUCUCUCUGUCUUAUUUCUCUCUUACUUUCUUCUUUUUACUAUUAUUACCACCUGCUUUUGAGUUUUUUCCUUUUUACCACCAUUUUGCAACUCAUUUGCAUUCGCCAUGGCCAAACCGGCAACGAAUAAGCUUAUGAACAACCCGUUCUUUGCGAAUCGCCAUCAACCUGUUAUAAAUGCAAAUCAGGCCCCCAUUGCAAAAUCACCAGGUCAGCUCAAGUCGAAAUGGCAACCAACGGCCGUACCAAAAAUGGAAAGUCCUGUCAAAAUACCACAAACUUUACCAGAGAAGAAGCAAACAGAAGCUCCCGCUGAGACACCAGUCUCCGUUCAACACGUCCCUGAAACCCCUCUACCAAAGCCUGCUGAGCCGAAGCCAUCCGAAAAAAUAAUAGAGCCACCAUCGCCUGUCGAGUCGCCCGUCGAAACUAAGCCCAAAACAGAGUCUACUGUCGCUAGUCAGCCCGACCAAUCUCUUGGGAAUGAUUUUGGCUCUUCGACACCAAGCAAGAUGGAGACGUCGCCUACAGAACAGACCGAAAGGCGGAAAUCGUUUAUUUCGUCCGCUUCCAUGGAAUCUCCAUUACCAUGGAAAAGCUUUGAAAUAGCCGAACGACCGCAAAGCCAGCUAUUAUCUUCGUUGGGCGGAACAGAGGAUCUUGACGAUAUGAUUAUGCAGCUUCUCGUCUCGCAAGCGGUUAUUGACGCAAAAGAUUUUGAAGUUUUGACCAUGGAGGAAGUGGAGAAUCUAAAAGAGAGACAUAUUGCACUGACACAUCGGAUAGAAGAUCAAACUUCUAAAUUAUCUUUAGAGUCAAAAAUGAGGGAGGCUUCGCAGUCGCUGGCUCGACUGCACCAUACCAACAAGAAGAUGGCUCAGCAGUCCCAGGAGCAGUUCAUGGCUUCAACCAAAAAAGUCGAUCAGGAGGCGAAGGAAUUAUGGAGGCUUAUGAAAUUAGGUUCGGAAGCUCAGCAACGUUUGCUACAACACACGGCUGGUACACUCAGUGUUGGUGUGAAGGUACUGGAAGACCAGAUAUCUCGACGUCCAAAGAAGAAUAGUAAGCCUGCGCCAGCCUCAAUGAAUACUGCCGACGCAGAAGAAAAGAUACGAAAGCUUGCUCUCGAACUUCGAAAGCGGAAUCAGGAGGUGAACAAGCAGAGUGCAGAACUCGAGCAGCUGCGCUAUGAAAAAUUGCACGACAUCGAAUUUGAAUCCAACAACAACGUUCAAACGAAGGAGCGAGAGAUUCGAGAGUUACGUACUGAGUUAGAGCAACUGCAUAAUGGGCUGGACUUUUUGGUACGCCGACAUCAACUAAAUGGCCAUGAUGCACAAACUCAGCCGUCGGAUAUUCUGGCAAGCAGCUCGGCCAGCGAAGAUUCUCUGUCGAUCGACGGUACGCAAGGAGGGACCGACUUUUCUUUCAAAUCAUUCCAUACCAGUAUGACAGAAGUCAAUGCAGACGAUGAUUCUUCUACCACCAUACCCGCCCACACCAUGACUCUGAAUGCUCUUGACAAAUUGCUCAAAGAGUCCCAAAGUAAACUACGCAAGACCGAAAGUGAAGCAGAGGCAACCCGCGUAGCAUUAGCAGAAUCCAGGGAAAAGCUAUCAAGCUACUACAGGAUCUGUUGGUACUGCAAAAGGACAACGCGAAACUCCGAGAAGAUGCGAACGCUGCCCACAAACACCAUAAUUCUGUACUUGAGUCAGAAUUUUCGCAUGCAAAGGAGCAGCUGGAGAAGAUGGAAGUGGAUCUUUAUGGCCUCACUGAAUUAUUUCCCAUGGAAAAGACUCACAGCAGCUCCUCUGAGCUCAGCCCCAUCGAAAUGGCAGCCGUCAAGAUCAGAGACAUGGUGAGCAAAAAUAUAAGAAUAGAAGAGACUAUGAAAUCGAUGGAGGCCGC